Molecule: messenger RNA, 1236 nt
Organism: Ostertagia ostertagi
Lineage: Eukaryota; Metazoa; Nematoda; Chromadorea; Rhabditida; Trichostrongylidae
Source: the annotation of a GenBank genome assembly
AUGGACGACAAAUUCAAAAAACUCCGUUCAGAGCUUCGAUCAAUUCGCAGCGAGCUGCAUAAUGUAAAGUCAAAAUUGCAAAAGCUGAAGAAUUCGUUGCCAGCUUUUCCUUCUCCUGAAAUUCUCUAUCACAAGAUUGUAGAGACCGUGCGUGACGUUAUGUUUUGCAUUGGUAUACUUGAUAACAUUCAUAAGGAUGUAUGUCUUGUUGAUAACCCCUCUGAGGAGGAUGGGGCUGAUUGGGAAGCAAGGGUGCAAAUUCUUGAAGCGAAAACAGAGAACUGUGAGAUGCAAUUUUGCCUAUUGCGCCUUACGCUGCGAACCCUUUAUGCGAUACCACCAGUGCUAAUUGCGACAAACGAAAUUUCGGAAAGCGCAUGGGAGGCGAUGAUGACCCAGCCGCAGAGUUAUUAUCGAGAAGAUAAAAAAUAUCCCCUACCGAUAGAACUCGAUGUGGUCGAAAACAUCAUUCAAGACCAGUUGAAAUCAGCUAAAGAUGUCCUUGGCUCCCUACGUGCAAUGCGAUCAAAAUUACUUGAGGACGAACGACUAAGCAGAAAGCACCUCGAGGAAACAGUUCUGGAAACCAUGAAAUCCAUUGAAAGCAAACUGCAGGAACUAAAGGAAGCCAGCGAAAAAGCCAACCAGAACCCUUCAAGUGAGGAGGGGGAAGCUGAUGCACCAUGGCAUCAAGAGCAGGAGGCGAUCAGAGCCAACGCUGACUACAUGGAGGGGCUGAUAGUGGACGAUGAAGAAAGUCUCGAGGAACUUACUCGAAAGCAACAGGAGUUAGACGACCAGAUAUUCUGUUUGAGGAACCGCAUCGAGCUGUUGGAGCGCGAACAACCGUGUUUUCCGCGUUCCUUCCUUGGCCUGAUACUCCGUUCCGAAGAAAAGAACAUGCGAUGUGUUUUUUGCAAUGUUCCAGGGGAACAUUACAGCGAUUCGUGCCCGUCUUUAGGCGAUGGAGAAAGCCGACGCGCCGCGGCCAAACAGAGUAAUCGGUGUUUUUUGUGCCUUGAAUGGUGGUGUUCCAGAGGAGCGUCCUGCCCAAAAAACAAAAGCCGAUGCUUCCACUGUGGAAAAUCGGACCACCACUCUGCACUGUGUUGCUUACCUGACGUCGCCAGCAAAAUUCAAAAGGAGAUCGAUCCCUUGAAGCACGAACUCUUCAAAAAACAAAGGCAGCGCGAUGAACUCCGCAAGAAAAUCGACCUGUUCAACAUAGAGCCAUGA